Molecule: messenger RNA, 4902 nt
Organism: Brugia malayi
Lineage: Eukaryota; Metazoa; Nematoda; Chromadorea; Rhabditida; Onchocercidae
Product: EGF-like domain containing protein
Exons: 34
Coding region: 1-4902 (1633 amino acids)
Molecular function (GO): protein binding; calcium ion binding
Source: RefSeq, a predicted model, not a curated record
AUGGUCAUUGUUGUAUUCACAGCUGCUUUAUUAUUUCUGUUUACUGUACAAGGAGAAAUUGAUAUCGUUGAUAGCAACAACAAUAAUGUCCAUCUUCAAUUGCAAGAAUUACGUCUUGGACAAUUAAAUGUUUGUCCACACGAAGAGAUUGAAACAGUAACAGUACGUGAACCAUGCGUUCAUGCUUAUACGAAGUAUAUCAGAAGUCGAAAACCAGGCUGUAAUGGACAAUUCCGCUCAUGUUCAGUUCGAGAACCAAAGACAGUAUAUUAUCGUACAUAUAAAAAUGUAACACGAACAAGAAGACAUACAACAGCACAGUGUUGCACAGGUUGGAUUCAGGUACCCGGUAAAGAAGGUUGUCAACGAGCAAGUUGUACACCAGAAUUAUGUCAUAAUGGUGGCACUUGUCAACCGUCAACAUCGGACAAGAGUGAGGAAAUUUGUCGCUGUUUACCUGGAUUUCAAGGUACUCGAUGCCAAUAUGAUAUAAACGAAUGCUUAGUGGAAAAUGGUGGUUGCCCACAUGAUUGCGUCAAUACGAUCGGUACAUUCUACUGUCGUUGUUUUGCCGGAUAUCAGCUUGAUAGCGAUCACAAAAAAUGCAUUGAUAUUGAUGAAUGCCAAUUUGAAAACGGUGGUUGCGAAUUUCGAUGUCUAAAUACGGAAGGUGGAUAUCGUUGUGAGUGUCCGCCAAGAAUGCAACUUCAUUCAAAUGGUCGUCGAUGCGUCCGUGAAAACAUUUGCGCAACAGAUAAUGGUGGAUGUGAGCACAUUUGCGAAGAAAGACAUGGACGAUUUCAUCGAUGCAAGUGUCGCCAAGGGUUCAAACUAGCUAGCGAUAAGCGGCGAUGCCAUCCGAUUGAUCCUUGCGCAAUAAAUCGUGGUGGUUGCGAGCAACACUGUGUGAACGAUAACGGAAGAGCCGUAUGUCAAUGUUAUCAUGGUCUCAGGAUUGGACCGGAUCAGAAAUCAUGCGUUGAUAUCGAUGAAUGCGCAACAACAAAAAAUUCAGAAUGUCAGCAUGAAUGUGUUAAUGUUUAUGGAACAUACAGGUGUCGUUGUCGCCCUGGAUAUCGACUACUACCAGAUGGACGCCAUUGCAAACCAAUAAUUGAUCCGUGUCAGGAUAAAAACGGAGGUUGUGAGCAAAUUUGUGAAAGUAAUGAAGAUGGUAGUCUGAAAUGCUCUUGCAAAUCCGGUUAUCAACUUAUCAGCGAUGAUAAAUCAUGCUCUGAUAUUGAUGAAUGCACCGACAAUAACGGUGGCUGCAAGCAACUUUGCAUUAACUUACCUGGUAGCUAUCAAUGUUCUUGCAAAACUGGUUUCCUAUUAAUUUACGAUGGCAAAACUUGUGAAGAUAUUAAUGAAUGCAUUGCAAAUAAUGCUGGUUGUGAGCAUAACUGUAUUAAUGAAGAAGGUGGAUAUGCAUGUACCUGUGAAGUUGGCUAUAAUUUAGCAUCUGACAACCAUUCCUGCUAUGAUAUUAACGAAUGUUUAUCAAAUAACGGUGACUGUAGUCAAUUGUGCAAGAAUGAGGAAGGUAGUUAUCAUUGCAAAUGCUUUCGUGGUUUCAGUCUUGCAGAAGAUGGCAAAACAUGCAUUGAAUACAAUGAUAUGAUGAUUCGUCAACAAGAACACUCGGAAAUUUCAAUAGAAGAUGAAAGCAUACCGCAGGAUCUUCCUAAAUUGUCACAUUUUGGUGCUAUACGUAUGCUUCACAGUCUUCCUACCGGUCAAUUACAUCUUAUUUUUGAAUGUAUUUUUACAGGAAAAUGUCGUCGUGAUAAGAGUGGUUGUGAAUGUGCUUCCGGAUAUACCGGUGUAGUUUGUGAGGAUCAAUGUGCAGAAGGUACAUGGGGAUUGGGUUGUAAAAAAGCAUGCGAAUGUAAUGGACAAAUUUGCAAUCAUAUUACCGGUGAAUGCGAUUGUCCGGAUGGUGCCGAAUGUGACGAUAGUUGUCCGGCUGGAUUCUAUGGACCUUCGUGCAAUUUACCGUGUCAGAUAACCUGUAACAGUGGACGAUGUGACAGGAAAUAUGGGUAUUGCUCUUGUCCAACCGGUUAUUAUGGUGAAAAAUGCAAUCAGAUUUGUCCACGAUUCAGUUAUGGUCGUAACUGUCGCCAUGUUUGCAACUGCGAGAAAGAAUACUCAGAAGGUUGUGAACCAAAGACUGGAAAAUGCAUUUGCAAAAGUGGUUUCUACGGUCCAUUCUGUAAACGACGUUGUCCGGUUGGUCUCUACGGACAAUCCUGUACCAAAAAAUGCAAAUGCGCUGAAAAUCAGGAAUGUGAUUCUACUACUGGCGAUUGUCUCAAGAAAUGUCGUCCAGGAUAUACCGGUGAUCAAUGCCAAACACCUUGUCCUGCCGGUAUGUACGGACAUAACUGUACUCAGAAAUGUGCAUGCGAAACAGGUACAUCUCAAGUAUGUCAUCAUGUCACCGGAACAUGUGCAUGCCGACCUGGUUAUUACGGUGUAUUGUGUGAUAAGAUGUGUCCUAGUGGCUUAUACGGUCCCAACUGUCAACAUGAAUGUUCCUGUAAAAAUAAUGGUACCUGUAAUAGCAAAGAUGGUUCAUGCAUCUGUCCAGCAGGAUAUUAUGGUGCCACUUGUAGUGAAGUUUGUCCAAGCAAUCAUUUUGGUCUAAAUUGUAUGCAACUUUGUGACUGUCAUAAUGGCGCUGAUUGCGAUCCUUCAAAUGGUUCAUGCAAAUGUUUGACCGGUUGGAGUGGUCAGAAAUGCGAUAUACCAUGUCCGGAAGGAUAUUUUGGUAUUAAUUGCAACGAGCGAUGUAAUUGCGAACAAGGAGUGCAAUGUGAUCCAACUGAUGGGGAAUGUACUUGCCCGCCGGGAUAUCACGGGAAAAACUGUGAGCAACAAUGUGAGGAAGGUUAUUUUGGUAAUCGCUGUAAAGGUAUUUGUGUUUGUCGAAAUGAUGCCACUUGUGAUCCAAUCAAUGGUGUUUGCACUUGCAAGCCUGGUUGGCGUGGCCAGUACUGUGAUAGGCCAUGCCCUGAUGGACGAUACGGUGCUGGUUGUAGAAAGAUCUGCGGUUGCUCUUCAUUAUUUACUUCAGAGAAUACUGAAAUGACACCAUUUAUCUUGAAAUGCCAUCCAGUAACCGGAGAAUGCCUUUGUGCUGAGGGUUGGACUGGAUCUAAUUGUCGAACGCCGUGUCCUUCAAACAGAUGGGGCAUUGGUUGUAAUGAGGAGUGUCGGUGCAUGAACAAUGGAAUUUGUGAUCGAUUUACAGGGAAUUGUGAUUGUCCAGCGGGAUUUAUGGGACCAAACUGCGAAGAAGAAUGUCCAUCCGAUCACUAUGGACCCAAUUGUAACAAUCAUUGUCUUUGCAUGCACAAUGGUACUUGCGACCCUAAGAAUGGUACCUGCAAAUGUGCAGCGGGUUGGACCGGACCUGCAUGUGAAUUUACGUGUCCAUUUGAACGGUAUGGAAUAAAUUGUGAGCAAACAUGUAAUUGUAUGCGAGGUGCAAGUUGCAAUCGUACAGAUGGUACUUGUCAAUGUUUACCUGGUUCCAUUGGUGAAAGAUGUGAGCGCAUUUGUCCUCAUGGUUUGUUUGGUGAACAUUGCGAAGAAUUAUGCUUAUGUGAAAAUGGUGCAAGUUGUGAUCCAAUCAGUGGUCACUGUCACUGUGCUCCUGGUUGGCGUGGACGUAAAUGCAAUCGACCAUGCCUUAAAGGCUAUUAUGGAAAGCAUUGUGCCUUAGCUUGUCGAUGUCCGAAUCAGAAACCAUGCAAUCAUAUCACCGGUCGCUGUCAUUGUCCCAAUGGUUACACCGGUCAUUCCUGCACUGAACUUUGUCCUCUUGGAACAUUCGGCGAGAACUGUGCACAGCAAUGUGAAUGUGCGCCAAAUGCGAACUGUGAUCCAAUCACUGGGAAGUGUUUCUGUAAGCCAGGAUAUGCAGGAUGUAUUGAAGGACGAUAUGGUAUAAAUUGUGAUGGUAUUUGUCAGUGUAUGAACGGUGGUACUUGUGAUAAGACAACUGGACAGUGUAUUUGUCCACCAGGUUUUGUUGGUACCAAGUGUGAAGUGCCUUGUCCAGCAAAUCGGUUUGGUGAAAAGUGUGAAAAACUGUGUCAGUGUGAGAAUGGUGGUACUUGUGAUCGUGUAACAGGUCAGUGUCGUUGUGGAACUGGUUUUACCGGCUUACGAUGUCAACAGGUAUGCUCCGAAGGACGUUUCGGACCUGGAUGUCGUGAAAAAUGCCGGUGUGCUAAUCAGGCGCAUUGUGAUCCAGUGACUGGCGCUUGCAGAUGUUCGUUAGGGUACACCGGCACUACCUGUGAUCAACCCUGUCCAGAUGGCAAGUAUGGACCAAAUUGUACGUUAGACUGUGAAUGUCACGGCAGUGUCAAAUGUGACCCUGUACAAGGUUGCUGUGAUUGUCCGUCAGGUCGUUAUGGUACUCGCUGCCAGUACACAUGUCCAGCUGGAUUCUAUGGUUGGUAUUGUAGUCAGAGUUGUAAUUGUCAGAAUGGUGCGACAUGUGAUCCUAGUGAUGGUCAAUGUCGAUGUCCUUCAGGAUAUUUUGGCAAGCAGUGUGAACGUUCCUGUACCAAUAAUACCUACGGUCCACACUGUCAACUGUUUUGUGAUUGUGGCGAAUUUCAAUGUGAUCCAAAAACUGGAAAAUGUGACUGCCCUUUAGGCUUGCAUGGUGCUAAAUGUAAACAGGUAUGUCGACCAGGACGUUACGGAAAAAAUUGUGAAUAUCGAUGUGAAUGUUACAAUGGUGCAACAUGUGAUCGGGUUACCGGUCAGUGUACUUGUGCACCAGGAUAUCUUGGCUCAACUUGUCAGCAAGAACAGUUUGACAUGGAAAGUACUGCAAAACGUGGCGAUCUUCCGGAAUAUGAUUUCCGUAGGAAGCGGUAG